Papilio xuthus (Asian swallowtail) is the source of this 1651-nucleotide messenger RNA. RefSeq names its product beta-fructofuranosidase (gene Suc1). The record is from RefSeq and is a predicted model, not a curated record. Gene Ontology annotation, biological process: carbohydrate metabolic process. Bases 80 to 1546 code for a protein of 488 amino acids. Gene Ontology annotation, cellular component: cytoplasm. NCBI's taxonomy places the organism in Eukaryota, Metazoa, Arthropoda, Insecta, Lepidoptera, Papilionidae. Gene Ontology annotation, molecular function: beta-fructofuranosidase activity. The transcript has a single exon.
GACGCGAUAAAGAUUUGCAAGGAAGUUCGUAUAAAACGAGGUUCACGGACAGACCCCUCCAUAAAGAACGAUUGCUACAAUGACUCUGGCACAGAAUUUAAUUCUGAUCUGUUUGGCGGCGAGCGCAGUCGCUAAGUCUCUCCGCCAGGAUGACGAAGCCAAGGCCGAAUUGGAACGAUACAUUGAAAAUAAAGUACCCGACAUUAACCAAAGAUGGAGACCACAUUACCAUGUUGCACCACCCGUAGGAUGGAUGAACGAUCCCAAUGGAUUCUCGUACUACAAUGGGGAGUACCAUCUUUUCUAUCAAUUCUACCCAUACGACAGCGUGUGGGGACCGAUGCACUGGGGCCACGUAUCGAGCCCAGAUCUGGUCCACUGGCAACAGCUGCCGACUGCGCUGCUGCCUGAUGAAGAGCAGUGCUUCUCCGGCAGCGCGGUGCAGGACGGUGACACGAUGGUGCUCAUGUACACCGCUCACAUCCUCUCUGACAGGGAACCGUUCUACAACGAAACACAGUACUUGGCAUACAGUGAUGACGGAGUUGAUUUUUACAAAUACAGUGGCAAUCCCGUUCUGCCGUCGGCUCCGAACGGUUCUCCUGACUUCCGCGAUCCAAAAGUGUGGAGACACGGCGACCACUGGUAUGUAAUCCUCGGCAGCAAGACGACCGACCUCAGAGGAAGAGUGCUAUUGUACAGGUCGACAGAUUUGAAGGAUUGGGAAUUUUUAACGGUUCUAGCAGAAUCGCAAGGAGACAUGGGUUACAUGUGGGAGUGUCCCGAUUUCUUUGAGUUGGAUGGAAAGUUUAUCCUUCUUAUGUCGCCACAAGGAUUAGCACCUCAAGGAGAUCGGUACAAAAACACUUACCAAAAUGGAUACAUCAUCGGUAGCUUUAAUUAUGAAACUUUCGAGUUCGUCCAGGAAGUUCCGUUUCAGGAAAUCGAUUUUGGCCACGAUUUCUACGCCGCUCAAACGACUGAAGUCAAUGGAAAGAGAUAUCUGAUCUCCUGGUUUAGUAUGUGGGAGGUGCCCCACCCGGAGGACGUUGACGGCUGGGCUGGCAUGAUGACAAUCGCAAGAGAAUUAAAACUUGUCAAUAAUAAGAUAAUUAUGAAACCCGUGGAAGAAAUGACAAACAUAAGACAAGGUGUUCCGAUUCUCAAUGUCUUGGAGUAUAAUGAGGAGCUAGACUUGGAGCAGGCUGUUGAAAUUAAUAUUGAAGCUAAUUUUGAUGAGAUAUUGGAAAUUAAACUUGAAGGAAAGAAUGGUGGCGGUCAUGUUGUGCUCAGUUGGGAUCCAUUAGUGGGGAAGGUGGCGGUGUCUCGAGGAACUGAGGACGUGCGGCAGGUGGAGUGGAAUCCGAGCAAUGAAACUUCAUGGAAAAUCUUCCUAGACUCGAGUUCCAUUGAGUUGUUCUGUGGUAUUGGCGAUGUGGUAUUCAGUAGUAGAGUGUAUCCGCUGGGUGGCUGGCGUCUGACAAAUCUUAGCUCUCAAGAUAUCGAAAUAGAAGCGUACAAUUUGAAAAAGAGUUUUCCCGUGUAAGUCGAAUGAAUUCUGACAUUAAUUUAAAAAAGAUCUAUUACACAAGUUAAGGCAUUAUUCGUUGUAAAAUUCCUGUAAAUAUUUAAUAAAUUUGUUUUUAUAUUA